This is a messenger RNA of Hibiscus syriacus, 819 nucleotides long. RefSeq lists its product as uncharacterized. NCBI's taxonomy places the organism in Eukaryota, Viridiplantae, Streptophyta, Magnoliopsida, Malvales, Malvaceae. Bases 1 to 819 code for a protein of 272 amino acids. The transcript has a single exon. The record is from RefSeq and is a predicted model, not a curated record.
AUGAGCAUUGAUGAUAUAAACGCUAGUUACAAUCCUAUCAGCCUUGAUAAUAUCUUUGAAGAUGUUGAUUCACUAUCAGAAUGGCUUCAAGAGAAAGAGAAUCCAUUAUUAGAUGGUGAAAAUGCUGGUGUGUUGCCUGUGGAUACCUCAGAUGAUGAAAUUAAUGUUGAUGAUCAAUCUCAACAACAAAAUUUAUCUCAUUCAAGUUCUAGUGCAACACCAAGUCAAAGUGGUGAUGGGCCCGAUGGUGGUGGUUUAAGUCCAAUUGAUGACGAUGAUAGACAGAGUGGUGAUGGAGCUGAAUUUAGAUCUUCUGAUCGGUAUGGAGAACAAUAUGUUUAUACAGGUAGUCGACAUUUUCGUGCUUCAUCUAGUAGAGAAAGAAGUGAACCAAGAGCUCAAUCAAAAGGAAAAGGGAAAGACACCAGAAAACAUACUUCUGAAGGUUUUUCUUCCGGCAGAAGAUCGACUUCUAAUAACCCUGGGUAUAGCAAUUCAUCUACUAGCACUCAUGAUUUUUAUCCACAGGGACAAUAUUCAUAUUUUCAACCUUCACAUGGUUUUUAUCCACCAUUUCCUAAUUAUGAUGUGCCAUAUCAUCCUCAAAUGUACCCUCCGCCACCAAUGUAUCACCCACCUCCACCUCACAUGUAUCCUCCUCCUCAAGUAUAUCAUCCAUCUCAAUUAUUUGAAAAUCAAGGUAAAAAUGUUACAGUUUUUGGAUAUAUUUUUGGACAAAGACCACAGAGAUCAAGUGGAGAUCACUCUCAAAGUGAAGGUGAAGGAUCUGAUCUUCCUCAUUAUUCCUCUAAUUGGUGA